Molecule: messenger RNA, 316 nt
Organism: Nothoprocta perdicaria
Lineage: Eukaryota; Metazoa; Chordata; Aves; Tinamiformes; Tinamidae
Product: pre-B-cell leukemia transcription factor 1-like
Exons: 3
Cellular component (GO): nucleus
Molecular function (GO): DNA-binding transcription factor activity
Source: RefSeq, a predicted model, not a curated record
AUGGACGAGCAGCCGCGGCUCAUGCACACGCACGGCGGCGUGGCCAUGCCCGGCCACCCGGGCCUGUCCCAGCACAUGCCCGACGGCCCCGGCGCCGCCGAGGGGGAGGCCGGCAGGAAGCAGGACAUCGGCGACAUCCUGCAGCAGAUCAUGACCAUCACGGACCAGAGUUUGGACGAGGCGCAGGCCAGGAAACACGCUUUGAACUGCCAUAGGAUGAAGCCGGCGCUUUUCAACGUCUUGUGCGAAAUCAAAGAGAAAACAGCCAUGGCAAAUGUUCAUGCUCCGCCGUCAGCUCCGUCUUACCGGGGCGCUG